Molecule: messenger RNA, 4488 nt
Organism: Lycium ferocissimum
Lineage: Eukaryota; Viridiplantae; Streptophyta; Magnoliopsida; Solanales; Solanaceae
Exons: 4
Coding region: 1933-4218 (761 amino acids)
Source: RefSeq, a predicted model, not a curated record
UAAUAUGUGUGUGUGUUGUGUAAAUUUAUCACUUGUUUUUUUUUUCCAAGAUUUUCAUUUGGGUGCAUUUGAUUACAAAAUGUGUUGUCUUUUUAUUCAUUCAUUUGUGUUUUGUAUAAGAAAAUCACUUGUUGAUCAAAGGAUCAGCUUAUACAUGAACACAUUGGGAUAAAAAUGGAGUCUUAAAGCUGCUUUACAGUGUUGAAUGUGUGUAUAAAUUUAUCACUUGGGAUCUUUUUUUCUUCUUCAAGAUUAUUAUUUGGGUGCAUUUAAUUACAGAUGUUUUGUCUUUGUUUUUCUUCAUUUGUGUUUUGUAUGUAUAGAGGCUGGAGGUAAUAAUAAAAUAAGUUUUUGAUUAAAGGAUCAGCUUAUACAUGAUCAAGACAUUGGGAUAAAAAUGGAGUCUUUAAGCUGCUUUACAGUGUUAAAUAUAUGUGAGUUUAAAUAUAUAUAUGUGUGUGUGUGUGUGUGUGUGAUGUGUAAAUUUAUCACUUGGGACCCUUUUUUCUUUUCCAAGAUUUUCGUUUGGGUGUGUUUGAUUACAGAUGUUUGAUACUUUUUCAUUCAUUUCUCAUUUUGUAUAGAGGCUGGAGGUAAGAAAAUCACUUUUUUGAUCAAAGGAUCAGCUUAUACACAUGACACAUUGGGAUAAAAAUGGAGUCUUUAAGCUGCUUUACAGUGUUAAAUGUGUGUGUGUGUGUGUAUAAAUUUAUCACUUGGGAUCUUUUUUUUUUCCCAAGAUUUUCAUUUGGGUCCAUUUGAUUACAGAUGUUUUGUCUUUUGUAUAGAGACUUGAGGAAAGAAAAUCAAUAUUUGAUCAAAGGAUCAGCUUAUACACAUGUUACAUUGGGAUAAAAAUGGAGUCUUUUAAGCUGCUUUACAGUGUUAAAUAUAUGUGUGUGUGUGUGUAAAUUUAUCACUUGGGGUCCUUUUUUCUUUUCCAAGAUUUUCAUUAGGGUGCAUUUGAUACAGAUGUUUUGUCUUUUUGUUCAUUCAUUUGUCUUUUGUAUAGAAGCUGGAGGUAAGAAAAAUCACUUUUUCAUGGAAGGAUCAGCUUAUACAUGAACACAUUGGGAUAAAAAUGGAGUCUUUAAGCUAUUUUGUGUGUGCAAAUUUAUCACUUGGGAUCUUUUUCUCUUCAAGGUUUUUAUUUGGGGUGCAUUUCAUUAAGUUUCUCUUUAUAUAGAGGCUGAGAAUAAUAUAGAAUAACUUUUUGAUCAAAAGAUCAGAUAUGUGUGUGUGUGUGUGUGUGUGAAUUUAUCACUUGGGGUCCUUUUUUUUUUUUUUUGAUUUUCAUUUGGUUGCAUUUUAUUACAGAUGUUUUGUCCUUUUUUUUAUUUUAUUAUGUUUGGUAUAGAAGCUGAAGGUAAAGAUGAACACAUUGGGAUAAAAAUGGAGUCUUUAAGUUGCUUUACUGUGUUAAAUAUGUGUUGUGUUUGAUUCCUUUUCAUUCAUAUCUCAUUUUGUAUAGAAGCUGAAGAUAAGAAAUUCAUUUUUUUUUUAAUCAAAGUAUCAGCUUAUACAAGAACAAAUUGAGAUAAAAAUGAGUCUUUAAGCUGCUUUUCAUUUGUUUUCAGUGCUUGUAGUUUUGUCAUCUGAGAUGUAAAUUUGUUGUUUGGAUCCAUCUUUUUAUGUUUAUCAUAUUUGUAGCUAUCCCAUUGACUUGUCUCCCUUUCCUCUCAUUAUCAGUUAUUCUUAAAGAUUAAGAAAGAAUAUAAUGAGAAUUUAGAAAUGAAUACACCCAUAGUUCUAAUUUGAAUAUUUCAGAGGAGAUGGAUGUAUUCAAUAUUUGAGAAGUUUAUAUUUGUCUUUAAUAGACAGCAACUAAUUCUUUAUACUUUGUUCUGCUUUCAGUGAUUCAAAGCUGAAAAAGAAGUUUCAUUUGCCUAUCUACAUCGAUCUUUGAAAAAUUCUUCAAGAGUUUAUACCGUUAUGUACAGAUCAUUUGUCACUUGUGAUGAUCCCAAAGGGGUUAUUGAAGGUAAGACAAUUAAAAAAUCCAAGAUUGACCCUCGAAAUAUCGAAGGUCUUAAGGUUGAAAAACAAAAGGAUUCAAAGGAUGUUGCAAAAGACUUGUUGAAAGGAGCUUUUAAUUUACAAGAGUCUUUAGUGAUGCUGGGAAAAUUGCAAGAAGCUUCAGAGUAUAUGACAAAGUUGAGGACCAAAUCUGAACGUGUUGCAGAUCACAGGUAUAAUAAGUUGGAGUUUGAAAAGCCAAGACUUUCUGUUGAUCGUUCUCGCGAUUGUUAUGAUGAGCUAAGGGAAGUAAUAAGAGAUAGCCUUGCUAGGCAAAAUCUGUUGCCACCAUGUUGUGCUUCAGAAAAGGCUCGUAUCGAUAGAAGAAAAGUAGAUGUGUCUCAAGAUUUCCCCUCUACUAGCUUCACUAGCACGAGUGAGUCAUCGAUAGAAAAGGCUCGUGUUGUUGAUGGGAGAAAACUGGUUAUGUCACCCGAGUUCCCGUCCAGUAGCUCAAGCCAAUUUGCUUCUUUUGGCUGUUCUCCAGCCAAGAUUCAAAAGGAGAAGCCGAAAGUGCCAAAUUUGAUUGCAAGGCUAAUGGGACUUGAAGAGAUUCCUUCGACACCCUUGCAUCAGAAACAAUUAGAGAAGGACAAGAUUUUUAAGCAGAGAAUUUCUAUAUUUGAAUUAGAUUUACCAAAAGCAAAGAGGCUGCCCGAGGCAGAUCCAAAACAGAGAACAUUGGACGGAAUAAUUGAAACCAUGCAAUUCAAAGGCCUUUUGAAAAGCAAAUCUAGUGAUGUGAUCUCUCAUCAAUCUAGUGUUUCUCAUUUCAUGAAGAAUUCUGCUGAUGAUGCCCCUUCUAUUGUGAUCAUGAAGCCCAUGUACGCUCCUGAAUUUCAGGCAGAACGGUUUUCUACUUCCAUCGGUGAUGAAAAUCCUCCAGAUACUAAAGAUUCAUUUGGAAAAUGGAACUUAAAUGAAGAGAAUUUACCUGUGAAUUUCACUAUGUACCGAAAAUUGCAUACACGAAAAGUUGAUAAGUCUAGCUUCAGCCGAGAAAAAGGAUCCAACGACCAUCGUGUAGCACCUGCAGGUCAGAAGGCUAUUGAAGUUUCCAUUCAAGGAAAACUUCCUUCUACAAAGAAUAGAGCUUCUUGUGCUGGAAAGAUUAAGCAAACAAAGAAAGAAGUGAUAGAAAAAGGGGUUGAGAGAACUCAACGAGCUCCUGGUGCGAAGAAAUCUGUAGAAAUGAAAAAUGCUGAACUCAAUGACACCACUAAAUCUCAGGGUCAAAGUAAGAGGACCACUGCUAAAGUGAGGAAACCUGAGAAAAAGUCGAAUGCACCAGAAAAAGUUGCUGCAACUUCAAAUAGCAAUAUCUCAAAGAGCAUCACAGCCGUUGCAUCUCAUAACUCCACAAAAAGGAAAAAGAAUGUCAAAACUGACAAGUCAGUCAGGAGUUCCUCCAUUGUUCCUAUGGUUGAGAAUAUGGAACAACAGGAUGACAACAUCCAGAUUGUGCACACAGUCCAACGAGACAGUGUUAUAACCAUCACUGAAGUUACAUUCUCAGAAGGGCUUCCCUGUGAAGAAGUGAAAGAAAUCAUUGAAAGUGUUGCCAUUGAUAAUCUUAAGAAUGAUGAAAGUUCUGCUGCUGAAUCUGCCAUGCCAUCUAUCCAGUGUGUCAAUGACAUCCCACUAAUGGAGCACAUUAGCUAUCAAGGCAAUCUAGAUUCAACUGAAAAUGAAAACCUCAAAUCUAGAGCCACUACAAGACACAUACUGUUGAGCAGCGAAGCAUUCCUCAGUCGAGCAGAGGAGCUUUUCGAUACUGAUGCAUGGGAACCAACAUUAUGGCAGACAAUUAGUCUAGACAAUGAAAUUUCUAACAGCAAACUUGUACUGGAAUGUGCAAAUGAAUUGUUAGAAAACAAAAGGUCUCAUGCCCUGGAAAUAUCAAAAAACCCCGUUAACGAGUCAAGAGUCUCCAUCUCCUUCGACAAGUUGGUGACUGAAAUAUGUGACUCGAUUGAUGUCUUCAAAAAUUGCACUAAGGUUGAUGGAAAUAGCCUUUCAGUCGAUACUCUUUAUGCCUUGCAUGAAAGAGAUAUAUGGUGCAAUGGAAUGGUUAGUACAACAUGGGAUCUUGGUUGGAGAAAUGCAUUUACUUUGGAUGAAGUUGAACAAAUUGUGACCUACAUUGAGAAGCAUCUUUUGAACGGAAUUAUUGACGAUGUAUUUACGGAGUUCACACUAUAGUUAUUGCAUAUAUUCAAAGGCGGAGCCACAAUUUGAAGUUUAUGGGCUUUGAUGACCAUUUCUCAAUAUAUAUAAAGGAUCAGGGUCAAAGUUACUGAGUUUUGCCGAACCCGCAACGUAUAUUGUGGCUCUGCCACUGUAUAUAUUCAGGUUGACUUACAUAAUGUGUUUAAAAAAAAAAAAAAAAAAAAACACUCUUAUAAGUACAAAAUUACAGAAUAACACAAAGCUGAAUGGCUCUAAUAAUAUUGUUGCUGAUUGCUGAAUAGA